Molecule: messenger RNA, 5759 nt
Organism: Oncorhynchus masou masou (cherry salmon)
Lineage: Eukaryota; Metazoa; Chordata; Actinopteri; Salmoniformes; Salmonidae
Product: protein ABHD15-like
Exons: 3
Coding region: 580-2121 (513 amino acids)
Molecular function (GO): short-chain carboxylesterase activity; monoacylglycerol lipase activity
Source: RefSeq, a predicted model, not a curated record
GCGAAGCGUUCGCAGCUCUGCAUUAUAUUACUGACAAUUCAAAGGCGCGCGCCGAGAACACCUUGUAUCCCGAUUUGGAACGACUUGGAGGGGGGGUGUCCAUGCCUUUCAUGUGGUGAAGGAGAAAACACUUUGCUUAAUUUACCCAGGAAUAGACGGAGUGGAAGGCAGCCCUUCUGGAGUGGAGUGCUUUGUUAUGAAACACAGUAGAGGCGACGGUGGGUAUUCUCCAGUAUACAGUUACGAUCAGCCAUCGAAACUUCUGCUUCAAUCAUCUUUUUUCAGUAAGGAUUGCUUCUAAACUGAAAACGUAAUUAACCAUAUAAGGCUGGAGAUGUCACAGUUGAAAUGUUACUGUAGAAAAGAAAGUGGAGACCCUGUUGUGCGCAUUCUGGUUUAUCCCAAAGAAAGCAAGUAGCCUAUAUGGUUACGCGCACGUUGUGCUCUGUGAGAAGAGGAUUUCAACCAAACGAAAAUGGCCCGGAUUAUUCUUUGCGCUUUGACAUUAGUUUUGGCUGACUUUAAUUAAACAUAACUGUAGGUCUAUUGAAAAUCCGUGGAAUUGACCCCACAGUCCAAAUGAUGGAAUUGCUCGUUGCUUUGUGUAUUGGGAUUCUGGUGGCCGUCAUUUGGUCAGCUUCGAAAUAUUUUGGUACCCAGCGCGAGCCAGACGCACUCCUCCAGGGGCUCGGAAUUUCACGGCGGCAGACGAAGGAGAUGGUCUCGGAGAGGUGCGUCUCAGACCUGGGGGUCCCGGUGGACGGUGCUAAUGCCCAGACACCCGGCAGGGCAGGUGAGAAUAAGGUCCCCGAUGUUGCGCUGAUAUGCAAACCCUCGGCGCUGGCCAACUAUCUCUUCAAACACUGCAGGACUUUCAGCAAUUUCAUAGCGUGCACUGGAUGGACUUGGCGGGCGAGUGCGUUUCUUCAGACAGUUUACGGCGCGUGCUGGCCGUACGAGAGCCCGGCGUAUUUCGUGCGGGACUACCUGCAGUUGAGCGACGACGGUCUGGUGGCGCUGGACUGGGCAGUGUCGAUGGCCGGUGCGUCGUACCAGAAACGGAGGAGAACCUCGAGUAAUUCCACGAGCCCAAUCCUCCUCAUCAUACCCAACUCUUUUGGGAAAAUCACUAGAAAUGUGCUGAAGCUCUGUGAGGUGGCGUUGUCCCACGGCUACCUCCCUGUGGUGUUUAACAGGCGCAGCCACAACGCCACCCCCCUCAGCACCGUCAAGCUGCAGCAGUUUGGCGACCCAGGGGACCUACGCGAGGCUGUGCGCUACAUGCGCUACAGGCAGCCCGUGAGCCGGCUGUACGCGGUGAGCGAGAGCACGGGGUCCGGCCUCCUCCUCUCCUACCUAGGAGAGUGUGGUUCAUCCAGCUACGUGACGGCCGCCGCUUGCCUCUCGCCAGUGUUCCGCUGCCAGAGCUGGUUUGAGAAAGGACCCAUCUGGCCCCUACACUGGGCUCUGGUGACUUACCAGAAGAUAUGCCUCAACAGGUACAGGACAGUGCUGGGUGAGACAGUGCACACCGAUGCCCUUUUCUCCAGCUGUUCCAUGCGUGGCCUGGAGGAGGUGUUGUUCUGCCAGCAGCCAGGCCCUAAAGGAGCCCCGGCCCUAGCAGGGGGCACCAGCAGCAGCAGUGGUGGAGCCUGGGAGGCCUACUGGGAACGCAAUGAACCCCUCCGGGACGUAGACGAAGUCGCCAUCCCCGUUCUGAGUGUCUGUGCUCAGGAUGACCCUGUCAGAGGAGACCCCCAGUCUACCCUACCCCUGGAACUCUUCGAGAGCAACCCCCACUUCUUCCUGCUGCUGACCACCAGGGGGGGACACUGUGGCUUUAACACACAGGAAGGGAGUGCUUUCUCUGGGGGAGGGACCUUUGGAGGGACACCUGGGACUAGCUGGAGCCACCGGGCCCUGCUGGAGUUCUUUAGAGCCACCACGGACUUCAUUGCGGCAGAGGAGAGGGCUAAGCAGGCUGCCAGACGGAGGGGCCUGGGGGGUAGCAGCCAGGGCAAAGUCUUCAGACAUCGUAGUGUCAGUAGCUGUAGGAGAAUGCCUGCAUGCUCACAUAAUAUACACACUAUCUACAACUGGCAGAGGUCUUAUACACGGUGAGCUGGGGUGAUGAUAUUGGAUAUUAUGGAUCAUAAGGGAUUUAUAUUAUGGAUGAUAAGGAAUUUAUAUUAUGGAUGAUAAGGGAUUUAUAUUAUGGAUGAUAAGGGAUUGAUAUUAUGUAUGAUAAGGGAUUGAUAUUAUGGAUGAUAAGGGAUUGAUAUUAUGGAUGAUAAGGGAUUGAUAUUAUGGAUGUUAAGGGAUUGAUAUUAUGGAUGAUAAGGGAUUUAUAUUAUGGAUGAUAAGGGAUUGAUAUUAUGGAUGAUAAGGGAUUUAUAUUAUGGAUGAUAAGGGAUUGUUAUUAUGGAUGAUAAGAGAUUUAUAUUAUGGGUGAUAAGGGAUUUAUAUUAUGGAUGAUAAGGGAUUGAUAUUAUGGAUGAUAAGGGAUUUAUAUUAUGGGUGAUACGAGAUUUAUAUUAUGGGUGAUAAGAGAUUGAUAUUAUGGAUGAUAAGGGAUUUAUAUUAUGGAUGAUAAGGGAUUGAUAAGGGAUUGAUAUUAUAGAUGAUAAGGGAUUGAUAUUAUGGAUGAUAAGGGAUUGAUAUUAUGGAUGAUAAGGGAUUGUAUCUGCGGCACAAGAAAGCUUUGCAUUUAACGGCUGAAUAUUCAUCUGUGUGCAGCAGUCACCUGGGUAAUUGACGGAACAUGGUUUAAUUGACACACGCACGCAGGCAUGCAGGCACGCACGCACACACACACACACACACACACACACACACACACACACACACACACACACACACACACACACACACACACACACACACACACACACACACACACACACACACACACACACACACACACACUCAGAAUUUAAGGAUGAACACUCCAAAACACACUACGUGUAACCAGAAAAGCCUGUGUGUGUGUGUGUGUGUGUGUGGGUGUGCGUGUGUGUGGGUGAGCCUCUGCCUAAUGACUGUCCAAAAAUGCCCGUCUGGACACUGGACUGCCAGUAUUUCUCUGAUGAGAACAUCAGAUUCAUGGGGAAACUAUGUGUAAUGAUAUGGUGAUGUUUUGCUGAACUGGGUGGAACCAGUUGGGUUUGUGGCUUUUCACACAUGUUGUAAUUCAAACUCUGACUGGGGUACAUUGAAUGUAGCUGCAAUCUGCAACUUUGAAUUGGCGCUGUUAGUGACAUGAUGAUUUUCCUGUAGUUUUCUAAACAAUGUUAAACGUGUGUUAAAUGUGUUAAAUGAUCUGAAUCAUUGUGAAGGAACGAUGUGAUAAAAGAAAAAGAGGGACUGUAUCAUGGAAGGAUUUCAUGUUGCUCACAUACUGUUAUCUUCUGUCCAGACAUAAUUACAGUAAUGUUGUGAAACAUUGUAUCAAUUUAACAGUCUUCAGUUACUGUAUGUGGAACUCUAUGUACAAUACUGUAUGUGUCAUACUUAGAACUUUGUGACUAUGUACAGUAGAGUUCUGUUUCUCUGAGGAUUCAUCAAACACAUGAAGAGUUUUCCAUUUAGACGUCUCCUGAAAUAACUCUAUGCCCACAGCGAUACCACUGUCUGUGUGUGUGUGUGUGUGUGUCUGUCUAUCUGUCUGUCUGUAUGUUUGUGGUGUGUAUUCGUGUGUGUGUGUGUGUGUGUGUGUGUGUGUGUCUGUAUGUGUGUGGUGUGUAUUUGUGUGUGCAUACGUGUGUGUGUCUGUGUGUGUCUGUGUGUGUCUGUGUGUGUGUGUCUGUGUGUGACCGUGUGAUCUGAUUAGAUAUCUCUCCACGGUGUGUCCCUACAGAUCCUCAUCCACACAGACAGCUGCUACUGCUGGACCACAGAGCCAACUCUACAGUUAGCAUCAAGCCCUGACCCUUUACAAAACACACUACCCAUCCUUGGUGCCACGACUCCAGGAUUACUAAAGCCAUGUCUGUAAUCCUACUUUAUUGUACCAGGGCCAUAGGGGUAGUCUACGAUGGCUCCACUUUUGUAAACCUCUGCAUCACAGUGUGCAAACAGGCCUUAUGGUUUUAAUGUAUCAAUUUACACCUACAUUGUAAUGACACUGUAACUACCAUGUAAAUACAGCUAUUACAUAUGAUCCCAGGGCCCAGACAACUUCAGAACAGAACAUAGCCACUGUUAUUUGUUACAACAGUCUUUCUGGUUCUACAAAUGACAAUGAGCCGAAGCAGCCUGCCUAGAAGGCUCAUUCUUUUGUUGUUCAUUUUCAUUUAGUGAAAUGUGAACUAGAGCAGAUAGACAUAGGGGCGACAGAAACAAUAACCACCAGGCCUCUCAGUCUCUUGGCCCAAUGAAGUUGUUAACAUUGAAUUGGCCUUUAACACGUUGCUUAUUGAAUUCCAGCCCCAAUGUCCGCGUCUGUCCAAUUGAAUUUGCGUUGAUUGAUAUUGCAUUAGCGUUCAUAGCUUCUAAUGACCGUGGCCCUUGAUAUGAUCAAGAUAUAUUCAUAGGUCAGUGAGAGAACCUGUAGAAUACAGAGGAUAUUAUAAUGGAUUUGUUUGAUGACUAAGAGGAGGCGAGUGCUGUGUUGACAUACUGUAAUAUUUCACUAAGGUGAGGAGCGCCAUCUUUUGGCUAUUGGGUGCAAGUGACAUUCCACAAGUUUUGAAAAACCAAAUACUCUGGAGAAUAUAUCUAUAGUUUUUUUUACCUUUAUUUAACUAGAAAAUUCAGUUAACAACAAAUGCUAAUUUCACGGCCUACCCCAGCCAAACCCUAACUGGGUGAUGUUGGGCCAAUUGUGUGCCGCCCUAUGGGACUCCAAAUCAGCCUGGAAUCAAACCAGGGUCUGGAGUGACACCUCUAGCACUGAGAUGCAGUGCCUUAAACUGCUGCACCACUCGGGAGCCCAUAAAAAGGCUAGAUGGCCACUAAUACAGCUUUGAAUAUAAGCUAUGUCGUGAUUCAUGGAUACAUAGAGCACCACAGCUUCACAUGAAUCUAUCUUGAUUUUCACAUGAUACCGUUUUAAGGAAUGUUUCAAAAUGCUGCCAGUCACUUUUUACACAUUUUAUAAUGCACUCAAUGAAAAAAAUACAUUAUUGGAAUAAUUCAAGGACUAACUGAUAUAAUUCAAAAACCGAGUCUGAAUAACAAACAUAAAACAACAGCAACAUUAAUACAGUAUACAUUUCCACCCGUAUGCGCAUGAGAACAUGUGUGAAGGGCAUAUCGCUUAACAACCAGAACAGAGCCAUGUAAAGCCUUUAUGGCUCUGCUAUGACCUGUCUGCAUGACCUACAUUUCUACUGAUGCUCUUACCUUGGCGUUGUCGUCUGAUCUAUUUACCCAUCACAAUGACCUCAUGAAGAAUGUGGCAGCACUGGCAUGGUUUCUGAAUGGGGUAUUUUCUCUCUCUCUGUCUCUCUCUGUCUCUCUGUCUGUCUCUGUCUCUCUCACUCUCUCUGUCUCUGUCUUUCUGUAUCUCUCUCUUUCUGUCUCUCUCUGUCUCCCCCCCUCUCUCUCUGAGAGACUGCCUAACAGACACAAUGACGCAGCUAUAUCUCUGCUGCAUUUGGCUGGGAAACUGGAGCACAUUGAGGCCAGAUAUAGCCCUGGUUUAAAAAGAUAUCUGCACAGUCACAAGAAAAUCUAAUCAGGGAAGUGAUACAUUUAUUUUGUGACAGAAAUGCACAUGAUUAUGUAUAUUAAAUCAAAUCAAUAAAGUCAUGAGUGCA